Molecule: messenger RNA, 5274 nt
Organism: Acanthochromis polyacanthus (spiny chromis)
Lineage: Eukaryota; Metazoa; Chordata; Actinopteri; Pomacentridae
Product: outer dense fiber protein 2-like
Exons: 17
Coding region: 2563-4779 (738 amino acids)
Biological process (GO): regulation of cilium assembly
Cellular component (GO): centrosome
Source: RefSeq, a predicted model, not a curated record
GGAAGCGCCAUAGACGCAAACAGGAUGUGCAGUCAUCCCAACCAUUUCCUACCGAGCAUUACUGCACAGGUCUUACAUAACCAUUAAAAGGCUGUUUACUCCAACACAAAUGUCAUUUCAUGUAUUAAACAGCCUAAUCUGAUAUGAAAAAAGACUUUAACCAAAUUGUCUGUUAUUUUGAAACUGUUUAAGGUGAAUUUAUUUCACUUUAGUAAAUCACGUUUUUAAAAAUUGAAAAUCAAAGCAAGAUGAUGCACGAUUUUAUGCAAUUUCAGUUGACACAUUUCCUUGCACAGCACCACAGAUAUGUGCAAAUAAAACAAGGCAGAACACUAUUGCAAAUAUGUGUAAAAUCAAUAAAUAGGCCUCUAAAAUGAUUAGAAAAACAUGUCAUCUUGUGAGAUGCAUUUGUGAAGUAAAUUAAGUAGAUGCUAAAAAUAGCAGGACCAUUGAGAGCUACCAAAAGUCUUGAGCUAUUUUUUUCAAGGUAUCAAUGGAGAGGGAGCAUUUGUGUGAAAGAGGAAGGCUCUUUCAUAACUUUGGAGCUGCUAGUACAAAAACACAAUCUGCCUCAUUCACCAGCCUCAACCAGGGAACAUUUCCACAGGAUCUGAGAGGCCUGGAGGUCGAGGAGGGACAGAGAAGCUCUCAACUCACCCAUGGCAUACGGGAGGUGGUACAGAGCACAUUUAAAACAGCAAUCCUUAAGUCAAAGUGCUUUAUAGUAACUAAUUUAUUGAUCUAAUUUAAAUUAUUGGAAAGAAUUUGCAGUAGUUAUUGUGCAAAUUUACCUGAGUUAUUGAAAUGCUAUGAUUAGGACCUUACAAUAUUAUAUAUAAUACAAAUUGUUGGGUUUUCCAGGACUAGUUUUGUGAGUCCUUAACUACAAUUUUAAAUUAGUGACAUAAUGUUGCAGAGUAUAUAGCACUGUUACUUUAUUAUUACUGUUAUGUAACAAAAAUUUAUAUUAUGCAUAAUACUGUCAGGUCCUAGUCUUUCUGUUUAAAUUUGUUAGGUCAUUUCAUAAUGUUCAUCUUAUUUCUUUAUAUUGAAGUGCUUUUGCUCAGCAGCUGUUAUUGCUGUUGUUUUUAUUAUUAAGUUCAACUUACAGUUUGAUAUAGUGUUGUUUUACAUUAAACACUUUUUUAAAAAGGUUAAAAAAUAGUGUUUUUGCAUUAUUUUUCAAAUUAUGCUUAUCAGAACUUUUUCAAACUUCUGAAAACUGAGCUAAAAUAAGGUUAUACACCAUGAUAUUCAUAGAAACCCACUCUUACUGCAUUGUAGGCUGAUUUGAAGGACUGAUUGCACCUAAACAGUCAAACAAGAGAAAAUAUCUGUAAUUUUUUGUCAUUUUUUUUUAUCCAAGUUAAACAUUUUUUAAAAGGUCAAAAAAUGGCAGCAAGGGUGGAUAAUUUUCUUAAACAAUAACUGUAGUAUUCACAAACUGAAAGGAGCAAUUAUCUGUAAUUUUUUUUCCAUUUUUCUCCAAACUGCAGACUUUAAAAAAAAGUUUAAACAAAAAAGUCAGAUUUAUCCAAAUUAUAAGCUUAAGAAAAGGUUAAAAAUAGCAACAAGGAUGAAUAAAAUAAAAUCAAUGAAUAAAAUACUGCAGUAUCCACAAGUUGUAAAAAAAACUGUCAAAAAAGAAGAAAAUAUCAGUAAAAUUUUUAAUGACAUCUCACAUUUUCCACCCUUGCCUCUCUUCUCCUUGUAGAAACAGAAAGAACAAAUAACAGCAAUAAAAUUAACACCUCUGAUUAAAAAUAGGUAAAUGCAGGUAGAAAAAUAAAUAAUUUGGUGUGAAAACCAUUCAAGGAAAGAUGGAAAAAUGGUUAAAACACACAUACAAAUAAGAAAUAAUGGAUAAUGGAACAAGCAAAGGAAUUAUGGAAACAAAAUCCCAGACAAAAACUAAACAAAUAAAAGGGAAAGCACAACAUCAAAUCACAAAUACAUUGAUUGUUACAGAAAAAUAUUUCCCCUCUUCGUUAUAUUCAAUUAUUAAAUUUUCAAAAAAUGGUUUUAUGAGUAAAAAUAGGCAGAUCGCGAGGAAAUUGUGUUAUGAAUGCGUUUUAACGGUUGGCUUCAUGCUGCAUUCAGAGUAUAUUGUUCAAAACAGCACCACGAUCUGUCUUACGGGAAUACCGUUCAUGUCAACUACAGCCACAGCUUGUCUGAAACAUCUUUUACAAACAUUUGAUCAAACUUUUGCUUCAAAUACACUCGCCUCGACACUGAGGCCAACUUGAAAUAAAGCAUGUUCUCCGCAUAUUGCUAUGAACGCAGCAUUAGCGCUACCCGUUAUUUCCACUGGUUUCCAGGGGCAACGCUUCCCGAAAACUCGCCUCCACCAAUCACAAGGCGAGAUCUUGCAAACGAGCCAAUCAGAGGAGCCGUUUGUGGACGACAACAACCGUUCUCUCCGCAGACAAAAGUCGAGAUUUGUGUUAGCAACAUGUCCUUUUGCUCGACAGUAACGCGAUUUAGCUGUUGAUAUGUGUUUGUUUGCGUCUUGAUUAUUCCUAAGCUCAGUUUUAAUGUUGUUUUCAACUUUUGGAGAGAAUGAGAACCAGAGAUUCACCGCCGCCGGUCCACGUCCACGUACCGGAGACCACACCUGUACAUGUUCAUAUGAAGAGGAGUCCCAGUAGAGCCUCACAGAAUAUGACUAAAGGAGAUACAGGGAGGCCAAAGGUCCGGCAGCCGUGGAUUCCUCCAGGAAGACUGUCCAGCCGGAGACAUGAGGGCUCCUACAAGCGUCAGCCGAGCCGAGCGCAGCAUCAGUCGGAGAGUGGGAUCAGACGUCAGCGUGAUGCCGAAGAGACCGACGACGAGUUCACUGCCGCUCCUACAAACCUGGGUGUCCUACUUAGAGAGCAGGAAAGCAUCCGGCGAUUAAAGAAGUCUGACUCUGGGGGUCACCACAGAGCGACGGAUGUUCUCCUCAGGGCUUUGGUCGAGGCAGAAAUCGACGGCGUUGCUGUGGCUAAUCAGCUGACAGCCCUGAGGGAAACCACGGACAGCCUCACCAAGGACAAGCGUCUGUCUAAAAUCCACGCCGCCUCUCUGGGACGACAGCGGGAGUUGCUGCUGGAGAAGAUGGAGAUGUUUGACAGCACCAAUCACAGCCUCCGAGAGCUGCUCAGAGAGCGGAGCGAACACGAGAGAGAACGGCUGGUGUGGCUGGAGCAGAAAGAGGCCGUAAAGAAGAGGCUGGCCGACUGUGAAGCAGAGAACGUCAGACUUCUGGCCAGACUCACCAACAAGGAGAAAGAGGCCUUAAAGCUCACCGAGCAUUUGGACUUUGAGAAGGACAACGCCAAGACGACGGAGGAGCUUUCGAGGAUCCUUCAGUCGACCAGAAACCAUCUGGAGUCUCAGCUGGAGCGAGCCGAGGCUGAAAAGGCCCAUCUGUCUGCUCAGAUUCAGAAGAUGCAGCAGAACCACGAGCAGCAGCAGGAGGAGCUCCAGGUUCUACAGGAGGAGCUCCAGACUGUGAGGCAGCAGCAGGAGGAGGACGAGGAGCAGAAACAGGACCAGCAAACUCUGCUUCUUCUCACCCAGCAGGCCGAGAGAGCCGAGGAGGCCAACAGGAAGCUCUCAGAGAAGCUCCAGGAGAAGGAGCUGCAGCUGUCUCAGGCUCUGUCCACAUCCAGUGACUGGUGUCUCCGUCACACCAAGGAAGCAGCUGCUAGAGCACAGCUGGAGGAGGAAAGCUCUGCUCUCAGGCUACAGGUGACUGAGCUGAACUCUCAGCUUCAUUCGGUGGAGGAGAAGAGUCGGCUGGAGAGGGAGGAGCUCAGGGAUCAGCUUCAUCAUUUCAGCGCUGAGAACACCUCCACCAAGCUGGACAACCAGAAACUGAAGGGCGAUGUGACGUCCUGCGAGGAGAAACUCAGAGGGCUCCACUCUGAAGCUCGACAGCUAAAAUCAUCCAUCAGAAAGUAUGAAAACCUGGUGGAGAAGUACCAGAAGAAGGUCCAGCAGGCUCGUACUGAAUCCGAGGAGUCCUGCCUGAAGCUGGAGGUGGCCCAGAAGGAGGCCCGGGAGCUGAAGGUGAGCCUGGAGAGGGAGAAGGAGCAGCUGAGGAGGGAGCUGCUGGGUCGGAUCAGAGAGCUGGAGACGCUGCCGGACCGACUGAGGAGGAGCGAGCAGCAGCUGAGAGACGUCCAGCAGGAGGCGGACGGACACCAGAGGAGGAACCUGGAGAACAGCGCCGCUCUAUCUGAAGUCAGACACAAGGUGGAACAACAGGGAGCUCAGCUGGAGACGUUCCAGCAGAGGAACCUGCUGCUGCUGGAGGAAAACAACGUUCUCAAGGAGAAAAUCCACAACUUAGAGAGGAGGCUGGAGGACCUGAAGGCAGAAAACAAGGAGACGAUUCAGACUCUGACUCUGAAGGAAGCCGACGUUCGAAGCGUUCAGCAGCAGCUGGAGGAAAAGACUCGAGAGUGCAGCGUGGUGUCCAGACAGCUGCACCAGGCGCUGGACGACGCUCAGAGACAGGUGGACAGCAGCAUUCAGAGGGUUCUGGUCAAGGAGAAAGCGUCCCAGUCGAAGGCGUUGGACCUGCAGAGUCAGCUGAGCCGAGCCAGAACAGAACUGAGCCAAGUGCAGCGAAACAAAGAGGAGAUGGAGCGUCGUUUCCAGAGUCAGCUACAGAACAUGAAAGAACGUCUGGAACAAUCCGACUCCACCAACCGCAGCCUGCAGAACUACGUCCACUUCCUGAAAACCUCCUACGGAAACGUGUUUGGAGAGUCUUUACUGGCCAGCUGACGGUGAAACUCUCCAACCUUCCAUCCUCUGAUCGUUUAUCCACUUACUUUUAUUCAACCAUUCUUUAUUGUCAUGACGACACAAAAUCAACAAGUCAAAAAAAUAAAUACAUAAAAAUAAGGGCAAUUACAAGCAAUAUAAACAAAAUACACAAGUGUUUAUGAGUGGUAAACUAUGAGGUGUUAAACAUCUGCUUUUAUCCUGACAGCUUUAUGAUGUCUGUAGAGUUAAUAAAGCUUGUUAAAAACAUUUUACAUUUUGAUCCCUGGAACUUUAUAUUCUUCAGUUCACAGUCCUGUUCGUUUUUUUAUUCAAAAUCUUCCAUCAUUCCGGGUUUUUCAGACUUAGAAUGGACUUUUUGCACUGUAUAAGUAAAGAAAAUGAGUCUGUGUUCUCAUAUUUGACUGAAAUUUAUGUAUUUGUCUUUUAUCUUUGACCAUUUGAUGAACAGAAAUGUCUCUUGGGGUUGAUUAAAUGACGCCAUUUUUAACAGAA